Auxenochlorella protothecoides is the source of this 855-nucleotide messenger RNA. Its product is annotated as Lactation elevated protein 1. NCBI's taxonomy places the organism in Eukaryota, Viridiplantae, Chlorophyta, Trebouxiophyceae, Chlorellales, Chlorellaceae. The record is from RefSeq and is a predicted model, not a curated record. Bases 1 to 855 code for a protein of 284 amino acids. Gene Ontology annotation, molecular function: ATP hydrolysis activity; ATP binding. The transcript has 6 exons. Gene Ontology annotation, cellular component: mitochondrion; cytoplasm.
AUGGUGUUCCGUGUGCUGCGGCCGACGCUGCUGAGGGGCAUGGUCGGCGCCCUGGCAAGAGAUCCCGAACAGCUGGUUUGUGGCACCACAACCGUCCGCCCUAGGCUGGUGUCCUCUGCUAUGUCUGCCACCGAGCUGUCUGGGUCAGUCUUUGCCGAGGCGGAGGAACCCUCGCCCGAGGGUCAGCCUCGCCCUGCUUGCAAGAAGGAGGGCCCAAUGAAGGCUUACGAGGAGGGUGUGGCCUGUGGCGCUCUCCGCCAGGACCCGCGCCAGGCGCUGACGGCUCGACGCCUGCAGCGCGUGUUUGACGACCUGUGGGACGUGCGGGGCCUGCCCCCCAGCGGCUCCAACCGGCGCGGGCGAGGCCUGACCCUGGUGCACGCCGCCGAGCCUACGCCUGCUCCGCGUGGCGGCGGCUGGCUGUCCGGGUUCUUCGGCGGGCAGGCUGCUUCGCCCCCCCCGCAGGCCCCCGCUCCCCGCGGCCUGUACAUGUAUGGCGGGGUGGGGGUUGGCAAGACCAUGCUCAUGGACAUCUUUGUCUCUGUCCUGCGCAUGCACUUCCACGACUUCAUGAUAGACGUCCACACACGACUGCGGCAACACCAGCGAACGGCAGACCCGCUGCGCAAGAUUGCCGACGAGAUCGUCGCGCAGACCAAGAUACGCCGGGCAUCGCUGCUUCUGUUUGUGACGGACGUCGCAGAUGCCUCCAUCCUGAACCGCCUGUUCCAGAGGCUGUGGAGGAACGGCCUGGUACUGAUAGCGACCUCCAACCGCCACCCAGACGCCCUGUACGAGGGCGGGCUCCAGCGCGACCUCUUCCUCCCCUUCAUCGCGGCGCUCAAGGCGAGCUAG